AACAUGACUUUAGACACGAGGUUUCUGUAUCCACCUACGCGCAUGUGGUAAUCUGUGAAGCAGCAGCGGGUCUCCGGACGGAUGUUUGCGGUCGCCGAGCUCAGACGCGGAGCAGACGCGCAGUGACGGGACCCGGUAAGCCGCCAGGAUUUUGGCUACGCCGGAGAUCAUCAGUUCAUCAUGGUGUCCGUGAAGCGCUGUAAGAAGGCGUUUGUCGACUCCGUGGCUCUUCUGUUGUAUCUGGUUGUGUUGUGCGAGGCUCAGAAUGACACUGAGCCCAUCGUCCUGGAGGGCAAAUGCCUGGUGGUUUGUGACUCGAACCCCGCCGACUGGAAGAGCUCGUCCUCGCCGCUUGGCAUCUCCGUGCGCGCCGCCAACUCCAAAGUAGCUUUCUCUGCAGUGAGGAGCAACAACCACGAGCCCUCCGAGAUGAGCAAUAAAACCAGAAUCAUCUAUUUCGACCAGGUUCUUGUCAACAUAGGAAACUAUUUCACAUUGGAAUCUGUCUUUCUUUGUCCCCGGAAAGGAGUCUACAGCUUUAACUUCCACGUUAUUAAAGUGUACCAGAGCCAGACUAUACAGGUGAAUUUAAUGCUAAAUGGAAAACCAGUCAUCUCUGCCUUCGCCGGCGAUAAAGACGUGACGCGUGAAGCCGCCACCAACGGAGUCCUUUUGCACCUGAAUAAAGAAGACAAGGUUUAUCUGAAACUGGAGAAGGGGAAUCUGGUAGGCGGAUGGCAGUACUCCACCUUUUCUGGCUUUCUUGUUUUCCCACUGUAAAGCAGAAAACAGAAAGAGCACCACCUUUUCUGUCCCGUCGUCAUUGUGUAAUCGGCCCUUCAGCAUUAAUCAGAGGCCCUUUAAAUGGAGUCAUAAUUCCAGACAUUCAUUCGGCUGUUGUCUAUGGACUACUGGGAAAAAUGCAUCAAUGGCGGUGAAUCUGGAGAAAGAGGACAU
Messenger RNA from Danio aesculapii, 957 nucleotides. It is a transcript of the gene cbln4, whose product is annotated as cerebellin 4 precursor. The transcript has 3 exons. The record is from RefSeq and is a predicted model, not a curated record. The coding region runs from base 181 to 780 and encodes 199 amino acids. NCBI's taxonomy places the organism in Eukaryota, Metazoa, Chordata, Actinopteri, Cypriniformes, Danionidae. Gene Ontology annotation, molecular function: protein binding.